AUGCUCAUCACGCUGUGCUACCUGUACCUGUGGGCACGCUGGGGGCGCGGGCCGGCCGCGCUCGUGCGCGCCACGGUGCAGCGGCUGCGCGCCUCGCGCUGCUCCUUCACCUUCUGCAGCGCGGCCGCGCCUCCCCGGGGCGCCCGCGUGUGUCUGAGCCGCGGCGGCCGAGUCUUCUGUGUCGGCGAGAGCCAGUCCAUUGAUGACUUAAACAAAUGGGCCCUGUUCCUGGUUUCUCCUUUUAUACUUGAAGCAGAGCACAUCGCAUUUGUGACAGAGAGCAUUUGGGUGCAAGGUGAGAAUUUACAGAGACCGGCAUCCUCUUCGGAAACUAUUGUGAAGUGGUCUGACUGCUGUUUGCCGUUAGCUUGCCGACCUGGGGAUCCUUAUCAGUUAAUCGCCAGAGCAAGCGUGGAUGACUUCAGCAAACUAGGGGUGGCAUUCCUGGAAGAUAGACUCCAGAUGGCUAAUGGACUGAUACCCCAGAAGAUCGUGUCUGUCCACUUGCGGGACUCUGCCCUAAAGAAACUUAAGGGUCAGGCCUCAGACCUGCCAGCCCAGCUCCUGCAGCCCGACCCCGAAUCUUCUGUUGAGAGGAACCCUGAGCCCGACACUAUGGAGAGCAACGGCUGGGAGGACCCCCGGUCUCCGGGUUCCGCAUCCACACGGGGGCCAGGUGGGGCCCCUGGGGGGGGCGAGCCGGCCAUGGACGGUGACAGAGGCGCGGGCUCCGUGGAGCACUGUCCCCUCCAUCUGUCAAGCUGCCAUGAAUGUUUGGAGCUUGAGAACAGCACCAUUGAGUCCGUCAGGUUUGCCUCUGCAGAGAACAUUCCAGAUCUCCCAUAUGACUACAGCGGCGGUUUGGAGGGCCUCGACGACGACCUCCGCCCUGAGAGGGACGAGAGGAGGGUCAACGUCACGGGCAAGGCCCCCAACAUCCUCUUGUACGUGGGCUCUGACUCCCGGGAUGGCCUGGACCGGCUCCAGCAGGUCCGAUCGGCGCUGGUCGACUGUGUGGACACGGACUGUUACACGCUGUACCACCUGCCGCCGGAAAGCGCUCUCAGGGACCCGUGGGCGGACAACUGUCUGCUGCUGGUCAUCGCCACCGCGGAGCCUGUCCCCGAGGACCUGUGCCGCAGGUUCACGGCCUAUCUCUCUCAGGGAGGGAAGCUGCUGGCCCUGGCGUCGUCCUUCACGCUGCCUGGCUUCCGGGUGACCAGCAAGGCCCCGCUGCGGGACACGGUCCAGACCUUGGUUUUCUGCAAGGCGGACGGGAGCCCGGUGAGGCUCAGCAUCUUGAGCAGCGGCUGCGUUUACGAGGAGGGGCCUGGGGAGCCGCUCGGCCCUGGCAAGCUCCAUGGCCACCUGGACAGUGAGGAUGGGGACAGGCUUCUGGUGCAGGUGCCUUUCGGGACUCACGGAGGAGAAGCUGUUCUUUGCCAGGUGCACUUGGAACUACCUCCCAGCUCUCCGGUAGUGCAAACGCAAGAGGAUUUUAACCUGCUCAAAUCAAGCAACUUUAAAAGAUAUGAAGUCCUAAUGGAGAUCCUGACAACACUGGGUCUAAGCUGCGAUGCAAAGCCAGCUCCUGCCUUAACGCCUCUUUACCUGUUGUCGGCGACGGAGGAAAUCCGGGAUCCUCUUAUGCAGUGGCUGGGGAAACAUGUGGAUCCUGAAGGGGUCAUAACAUCCAGCAAGCUCUCCCUGAAAUUCAUUUCAUCCUACACGUCUGAAAUAGAAAUCACCCCAUCCACCAUACCUGUGGUGACUGACAUGGAGUCCUUCUCAUCAGAAAACUUCAAUUUCGAGAUCUACCGACAAAACCUGCAGACAAGGAAACUUGGGAAAGUCAUUCUGUUUGCCGAAGUGACGCCCACCACAAUGAGUCUUCUGGACGGGUUGAUGUUUGAGAUGCCGCAGGAAAUGGGUUUAAUAGCCAUUGCAGUCCGCCAGACGCAGGGCAAAGGGCGGGGAAAGAACGCUUGGCUGAGCCCCUUGGGAUGCGCCCUUUCCACCCUGCUGGUCUGCAUCCCACUGAGAUCCCCGCUGGGACAGAGGAUUCCGUUUGUCCAGCAUCUGAUGUCCCUGGCCGUCGUAGAGGCGGUGAGAUCCAUCCCCGGGUACCAGGAUAUCAAUUUGCGAGUGAAGUGGCCCAAUGAUAUUUAUUACAGUGACCUCAUGAAGCUUGGUGGAGUUUUGGUUAACUCAACACUUAUGAGAGAAACAUUUUAUAUACUUAUUGGCUGCGGAUUUAACGUGACGAACAGCAACCCUACCAUAUGCAUCAACGAUCUCAUCACAGAAUACAAUAAGGAACACGGGGCAGAGCUACAGCCCUUGAGAGCCGACUAUCUCAUCGCCCGAACGGCGACCGUGCUGGAGAAGCUGAUCGACACGUUUCAGGACCAGGGGCCCAAUGGCAUUCUUCCUCUCUACUAUAAAUACUGGGUACACAGCGCUCAGCAAGUCCGCCUGGGAAGUGCCGAGGGACCAAAGGUGUGGAUAGUUGGCCUGGAUGACUCCGGGUUUCUUCUGGUCCACCAGGAAAAUGGUGACGUGGUGACGGUGCAUCCUGACGGGAACUCCUUCGACAUGCUGAGAAACCUCAUUGUCCCCAAACAGCGGUAG
Rangifer tarandus platyrhynchus (Svalbard reindeer) is the source of this 2631-nucleotide messenger RNA. Lineage: Eukaryota; Metazoa; Chordata; Mammalia; Artiodactyla; Cervidae. The record is from the annotation of a GenBank genome assembly.